This is a messenger RNA of Hibiscus syriacus, 387 nucleotides long. RefSeq lists its product as uncharacterized. The transcript has a single exon. The coding region runs from base 1 to 387 and encodes 128 amino acids. The record is from RefSeq and is a predicted model, not a curated record. Lineage: Eukaryota; Viridiplantae; Streptophyta; Magnoliopsida; Malvales; Malvaceae.
AUGACUAGAGAUUCUAAAUUGGUAGAGUACAAGAAUCUAGUCAUGGAUCUGAUAAAAGGAUUUGAGGAUAUCACUUUUAGUUAUCUCCAGAGGGAAGAAAACCAUAUGGAGGAUGCCUUAGCCACACUGGCUUCAAUGUUCAAAGUCAAUGACCAAGCUCAAAUGAUGCCCAUCCGAAUAAGUAUAAGAGAAAUACCGGCUCACUGUUAUAAUAUUGAAGAAGAGAAUGAGGAAGAUGGCUUCCCUUGGUACUAUGAUAUUCUUCAAUAUGUGAAAUAUAGAACUUAUCCUGCUGAAGCUACUGAAAAUGAAAAACGAACCCUAAGAAGAUUGGCUAUAGGUUAUAUCCUUGAUGGAGAUGUUUUAUACAAAAAAGGAAAAGAUUAG